AUGGACAAGGACCGGUCGACUGUGUUCUGGAUCAGGGAGUUCGGCCGCGCCGCCGUCGUCGUCGCCCCGCGGCCGCCCGGGGCGUCGCGCACCAACCAGCAGCUCGGCGCCGUCGUCGCCGGGCCGCCGGUGCGCACCCGUGCACCCCCAACAACGCGUCAGCGCCUCGCCGCCAUCGCCAGGGACUUCCUGGACAACGCGUACGUCUACGGGGUGGUCUUGGCCUCCAGGAGGAACAUCCACGUCCUCGACAGGGCCCUGUGGGUGAUCGUCGUCCUGGUGGCGAUCCUCAUCACGCUCUGGCAGCUGCCCGUGACGUACCUGCGCAUCACGCAGCACCCGACCACCGUGGAGGUCCGCACCAUCGCCAAGGCCGUGUACAACAUACCUUUCCCCGCCGUCACCAUCUGCCCCAAGAUGAAGGUCCGCAAGAGGGCCGCCUUGGAAUAUCUCAAGCAAAACAACCAAGUCUCAUUCUUGAACGAGUCUGUGGUACUCCCUGCCCUCGAGCUCCUUCAAAGUUUUAAAGUGCCAUACUGGUUGGAUCAACGGCCGUUUCCAAUAUACGACAAGGAGGUCUACGACCUGUUCUCCGGCAUCGACCUGCCUGACUUCAUGCAGACAGUGGCGCUAAACUGCAGCUCAGUCUUCAAACGAUGCAACUGGGCGGGGACAGAGGUCGACUGCUGCAGCAUCUUCCGCCGCAUCGUGUCCAACUCGGGGCUCUGCUUCGCCUUUAACUCGUUCACCACGCAGGAGCGUCGCGUCGCCUGUCCCCUGAUUCCCUACGACGAGCGGCCGACGCAGUCGGCGACCAACGUCUGGUACCUGAACCGGCCCAAGACUGACAAGUGUGGACUCGUCAGGGCCACCGGGGUGGGUCUCCACAGCGCUCUAGAGGUGUUUCUGGCGUUCGCCGACCCGCUGGACAUGGUGCUGCCCGGGGCCCAGAGCAGCGGCUACGACGUGUCGGUGCAGUCGGCCAACGAGAACCCGGACAUGAGCCGCGGCAUCGCCAUCACCGAGGCGGGCAACACGAUGACCUCCGUGAGCGUCACGUACAAGGAGAUCGCGGCAGACCCCUGGCUGCGGACCCUGGACCCCACUGUGCGCCACUGCCUGUUCGAGGAGGAGCUGCCCGAGCUAUUCCGCGACCUGGACCAGAACUGGUACACGCAGGACACCUGCAUCCUCGUCUGCAGGGUCCUGUUCCUGCACAAAAACUGCAACUGCUUUCCGUACAUCAUCCUUAAGAACAAUCAGCAGUGCAGCUUGGAGGAGUACCGGUGUAUCGUGCAACACGCUGCUGGGCGUAUGCAGUGGGCGCGCGUCACCCCCGAGGACCUGCCGGGCGCCUCCCCCGAGGAGCGCAACCACUCGGCCUGGCCCGACUGCCGUCCUUGCCUUCCGAUGUGCUCGCUGACGGCGUACGACUCCGAGUUCAGCACGAGCCGGUCCCUGUACGUGCCCAAGCACGGCGCGGCCGCCUUCCUCAACGUGUUCUACCGCGACCUGCACAGCGCCAUCAAGUACACGGAGCGGCGGGAGCAGGAGCCCGCCGACCAGUUCGUCACCUACUGCGCCGUGCUCAACCUCCUCCUGGGGCUGAGCGUGCUGAGCGUGGCGCAGAUGGCCUUCUACCUGGCGCAGGCGCUCGUCGUGCUGUGGGGGCCGGCGCGCCGGCGCCUCGCGCUGCUCCGGGACACCUGCUGGCGCCCGAGGACCGCGUCGCCCGCGCCGACCCCGCGCCGCCGCGGCCCGACCCGAGUCCGUCCCGGACCCGACCUGGAUCUGGGUGCCUCCGUCGUCGCGCCCCUGCCUUUCGUCAACUGAUCACUACCGGUAAAACCUUGCAGUGUCCCAUCUUUAUGCAUGCUGCUCUGUAAUUUCCGUGCUAAAAUACACAACCGCACUGGAAAAACAAAGGUGCUAAGUCUUAUUUAGUGCCUUUACAAAAAGGCACUGAUUUUUAGCACCUUUAGGGCCCUUUAGUGCCCCAGGAAAUGCACGGCUUUGCUCCUUUGUUUUUCCAGUGCGUCCGGACAAGGCAGAAAUUUCUCACAGCUCCGAGCUCUCUCACCUUCGAUCUCGGCAUCGAUGAUUGAACGCACGGAGUGUGUCGGCGAAUCACUUAAUUUCCGUCGCUUUUAUGUAUUCAAAUGUAUAAGGACUCCGCGUGGUGAAAUGAAAGGACUCCUUUUGCUUUACGACUUUCUCUCUUAUAUACCCUCUCGUUUCCCCUAGAAAGAUUCAACCCCGU
Messenger RNA from Frankliniella occidentalis (western flower thrips), 2260 nucleotides. Its product is annotated as pickpocket protein 19-like. The record is from RefSeq and is a predicted model, not a curated record. The transcript is spliced from 8 exons. NCBI's taxonomy places the organism in Eukaryota, Metazoa, Arthropoda, Insecta, Thysanoptera, Thripidae. Gene Ontology annotation, cellular component: membrane. Gene Ontology annotation, molecular function: ligand-gated sodium channel activity. Bases 1 to 1833 code for a protein of 610 amino acids. Gene Ontology annotation, biological process: sodium ion transmembrane transport.